Messenger RNA from Lachancea nothofagi CBS 11611, 2787 nucleotides. NCBI's taxonomy places the organism in Eukaryota, Fungi, Ascomycota, Saccharomycetes, Saccharomycetales, Saccharomycetaceae. The record is from the annotation of a GenBank genome assembly.
AUGUCCAGUGCUGUUAAGCUGUUCAAUGGCCUCAAUUUUGUGAUCGUUCUCAAUGGCCAGACUGCUUCUGAAACAGAUGCUUUGUGUGACCGGUUGAAGGCCAAUGCUGCUAACGAAUGCAUAAUUUACCAAGAUGAUGAUCCUGGACAUAUAGACCCCCGGAAUCACAAAUUGGUCAAACAAGAAAUGUGCCAUCGAUUUAAGCAUGAUGUCCAUGUCAUUAUAUCUGAAACGACGGACUUUUGGUUUUACCGCGCUGCAGCUUUCGAUUUCCUCAUUCCGGUCGUGACGCCUGCUUGGGUGGAGGCUUGCAUUUCAACGAAGCGUAUAACUCGGGCAAGCAGCUUCUCCCCAGAUCCUCAUCAGGUGCUUAAAAACUGUCAAAUAUACAUCUCACGUCACUCCUUCAACCCAACCGAAUACAGUUUUUAUUCUGCCCUCAUUCACAGUUUAGGAGGCAUAUGCAUAGACUAUUUAUCCAGUCGAGCAAGCCAUAUUGUCACAAAUGAUGCUCAGGACCCUGCGAUUGCUGCAGUGGCAAGUAUAAAGAGUUUGGACAUCAAAUAUGUGCAUCCGACCUGGGCGGUUCAAGUAUUCACUACUGGACAUCACGUUGAUGAAACCCCAUACCUUCUGCAUCCACAGGAUCGGCCCGAAGAAGUCAAAGCGAAAGCAAGUAAGCUAUGGAACUAUAUUGAAGCAAGCAAGAUCAAGUCUCCCGCAAAGUUUCUGCGAAGUCACAAAUUUUAUUUAUCGCUGGACUUAAUACUGCCAUCUCAGUGCUACAACUUCUUAAUUGACAUCAUACAAGCCGCGGGCGGUGACAUUAUUCGUCACGUAGAGCCUGCAGAUAUUAAACGAUGCUCUGGCGAUUCCUAUAUUGGCCAAUCUAUUGUAUCGGAUGAGUACCUUCAGGCUAGGGCAGAACGGCUGCAUAUCGGAAAUGUGUCCUGGUUUUUUUACAUGUGGUGCAAGCAAUCCUUUGUAUUUCCUACCGAGAAGCUCUUGCUGUCACCGCUGCGGCGCAGAGUAUUCCAAAAAGAUGAGCUAGUUGUGGGUUACACAACAUAUUUGGGACAGCAACGGCAUUACAUACAAAAACUUGUCGAGGCGUUAGGUGGUGUCAGCACUACUGAGUUUACAAAGAAAAACACACACCUCAUAACUUGUUUCCCCUUCAGCCAAAAAUACGAAGCUGCCUUGAGGUGGAAAGAUACCUGCAAAGUUGUGAACCAUCUCUGGCUCGAGGAUUGUUACAGGCUUCAGUCUAAAAUAUCGUGCGACGAAGAGAAAUAUACCGAAAUACCCAUCUCAGGCGGACUGGCUACAAGACUAGGACAAAUGUCAUUGGACGGCGGGGAGAAACUUGACGAAGAGGAUUUAGCAGAUACGGUCAUUCCUUCUGAUAUCACCAGGGAACAAUCAAAGGCACCUCGAUCUUCCCCAGCCUCCCAAGAUGGUACACUUGACCAACAACAUCCAAGCCCAUCGGCGCUUUCAGAAAAGAUCAUUGAAAGCAACGAGAACCAGAUUGAUCUCGACGAAAUCGAGUCUGGCCAUGACUUUUCUGUGAAGAGCUUAUCUCUAUUGAAGAAAACUGAAGCGUCGGGAUCUGACGGCGAAGACGAUAUAGAAUUUCCCAGGGACAAUGGCGAACCGGACAUUGACUUACUGCAUGAGGUAGACUCAAGGUACAGAAAUGUGGUGGAAGAGCACGGUCCAUAUCCAAAGGAUGCAACUUCUCCAUCAUCGGAACUACCUAAGAACUUCCCGGACACACAUUCACCCCAUGGAAAACCUUCUGCUGAGAGAUCAAGUCCUAUUCCAUUGAGACAAUUGUCCCCAGAAAUGAGCUCUUCUCCUGCACCGAAUGGUCAUUCGCAAUUAAUGUCGAGUGCGAAUUCUCGUCGCGCAAAGGAAAAGGCAGCGCUUAAACUCCAUAUAGACAUGGAGUCGCUGAAUGAAUUUGAACAAAGUCUGAAGAGAAAAAAAAAUAGAUCAUUACUCCCCGAAGAAUUGCAAAAGCUCAAGCAGUUGAAGGGAAUCGAGGACAAGGUUAAAGAACUACUCGAAAACAUUGACUUUCCUGAAAAGUCUAAAGGUCGAAAUAAGCGCCCUUAUGAUGUUGUGGCAGUGUGCACGGGAUGCCACGAAGCAAUCGAUGAUAUGGACCUGGAGCUUCUAAAGGCUCUUGGAAUCACAAUAUUGAAGGCAAUAAGUCCUCGAUGCAAUACUAUCAUUGCCCCUAAAAAAAUGAGGACUGCGAAGUUUUUAACUAGUCUCAGCUUCCACCCUCUAAAGUACGCAUUACUUCCAGAUUUUAUUACGCACGUACUGUCAUUAUUCAGGGAUGACGUCGCCGACAAGAUGCUCCCAAAUGUUGAUGAUUAUAGAAUAAAGGAUUUGGAAUCAAGUGUUAUGGAGAGGACAAGCUUACCUACAAAAGUUUUUCAAAGGGCGGGAAUUAAUACGAUAAAUCUUACAGACGAUGUUCCUGGAGGGCAAGAAGUACUCUCGUCAAUCCUCAAAGCCCAUGGGGUUCAGCACAUUCAGGUUUUGCCAAAAAAGUUCAUGGAGAGUGACAUUAGCGCUAACAAAGGCAAGAAGCAAAGUCCAACCCACAUUUUGAUUGCUCAAAAAGCCACACAGGCAAAAAGGUUUGGCAAAAUCCUCGACAACAAUGCUCAAAAUAAAGUUUUGGUAGUUGAGUGGAAUUGGUGUGUCAAUAGCAUUUUCAAGCUCGAUACUGAUCUUGAAGACUCUCAAUUUGUAGUUUACAAGAAUUAA